AUGUCUCAAGUCUCACCCGAACUGCCCGGCUAUCCAAAUCCGAAACUACCCGGCCAGCUGGUAGACUUGACAGGUCCGCAGCCUCGCUUUAUCAUGACAAGAACGGAGAAACUGGACGGACCUCGCGCAUGCGCAACGCUCAGCCACUGUUGGAGAGCAAACCCAGCGCUCUCGACACUCACUGCAACCAACCCGGAGGAGAUGCGCAGAAGCAUUGCAGUAAGUGCGCUCCCAAAGCCCUUUCAAGACGCCAUUGUCGUUGUCGAGAGACCCAGCAUCAGAUAUCUCUGA
Molecule: messenger RNA, 291 nt
Organism: Aplosporella prunicola CBS 121167
Lineage: Eukaryota; Fungi; Ascomycota; Dothideomycetes; Botryosphaeriales; Aplosporellaceae
Exons: 1
Coding region: 1-291 (96 amino acids)
Source: RefSeq, a predicted model, not a curated record